GAUUCCGACUGAUACGAAACAAAAGGAGCAUUUCCGGCUAUUUUUCUUCGUUAUCAAUAACAUUUUAUCAUCGGGAAUAUUGGAGCCAAUGUGUCUUCCCGACAUGUCGGAAGCGUGUGAUAGAGUGAAGCUUUCAAGAGUCCCUAAAACUGUACGAUUUCGCCAAAAAUAAGCGAUUUAACAAUGAAGAUUAAAAGAGGAAUCCUUUUAAUGGAGAGAGCACACUUGUAACCAACUGCGCACGAGCGAAAUUCGAGGCGCCCUUUCGCAUGACAAAAUCCAAGUGGAAAAUAAUUACGUUAAGAUGUGUGAAUUGUUUGCAACAGCCAGGAAUUAAAAAGGUAAAAAAACAGGCCCGGAAUCGCAGAAAGACACAGCCAGGCGUCGGAUUUCAAGAAAAAUACUAUUGUGUAAUGUAAACAUUUCUGGCAAUCUUCAUUGUCGAUACAAGCCAGUGAUUAAUGUCAACUGCGUAUCUACUGACUCACUGUCGAACAAACUUGGCCCACGAGGUGUUUCUGACUAAAUUUAGUCUUAAAUCUUAAAGGUGUGCUGUAUGUACUUCAAGAGAGCUCGGCUUUAAUCACGAUUUCCGCCUCGUCGUAGACUGUUUGGAUCAAUCUGAUAACGGCGGCUUGAGACGAGUUGUUUAAUUACCCGAGUUGAGGGAAAUUUUAGCUGUGACAGCGGAGGCGCCGAUUGCAGCGACUGAUAAAUUUAAGCAUUCCUGUAAAUGCCUAUAACCACAGCCUGCAAUGAAAUAGUCAGUCUUUACUGGCGAGGAGUUCGUUGUUAAGCUUUUAGAGGUGUAUUUGGCGCAAUUGUGUGGACCAAAUUGUAUCUUCACAAGAUUUAAUCAAAUAACAAACAGGCAACUGAAUUGGACGAUGGCGCAUGAAUUUCAUAUUUCAUCGAAUGACUCUGUUCCUGAAGAGAUGCCCGCCGAGAGUUUUUACUCGGACAGUCUUCCAGUUCAUGCAAUUCUACAGUUAGUCAUCUUCACAAUUAUAUUCAUGGUUGGAUUCUUCGGUAAUUCCAUUGUGAUAUACGGAGUUCUUCAACAGGGUUCAUCUAAGACAACAAGCAGUUGUUUUAUUGCGAACUUGGCCCUGAGCGACCUGGCUGUGCUGGUUCUAAGUUUACCCGUCGGUCUGUUGCAAGAACUUGCAUCUUGGCCGUUUGGCGAACUUGCUUGUAAGAUUUUCUUUCCAUUUGGCGAUGUGUUUUUGACCGUUUCCAUCAUGACCUUGACAGCAAUCGCCUUGGAUCGCUACCGAGCAGUUGUUACGCCGUUCAAAGCGCGUUUCACGAAAACACAAGCAAAAAUCUGCAUUUUGUUCAUUUGGAUCUUUAGCUAUCUUGUCGUAGGAAUUCCCACGUCUUUCAUUCUUAAACUUGUCGAAAUAGAAAACGGCGUAAAAGUUUGUUUUCCUUUCUGGAGGAGUAACAUGGAACGGAUAAUUCACAAAGUGCUAACGGCGUGUCUGGCUACAUUUCCACUGUUUCUUAUCGGGUACUGUUAUAUCAGAGUUGUUUUGGCGUUGUGGAAAGUAAGAAUAAUACAUGAUAACCGCAAUACGGCCAAGAACUCCAUCACAGUCAUGCGACUCGAGCAGAAGCGAAAACUCGUUAAAAUGUUAAUCGUUAUUGUGUUUGCCUUUAGCUUGUGUUUACUACCGUAUGUAACAUUUGCACUCGUUUUGGAGUUUACGGGAAUGGAGCGAACUUCCGAUGUGAACGUUGGCUUGGUAACAUGUCUUUCCCUUCUUUAUGCAAAUAGUGCUAUAAAUCCAUUAAUUUUAUGCACAAUGAGUAAAGAUUACAGGGUUGGACUGAGGCCCUGCGGAUGUUGAAGUUCUUCUUUUCCGCCAAUGAUUGAUAACGCUUUACUCUGGAGACUCUUUUAAACGAGUUUACUUUUUUUGUAGUCUAAAUGAUUACCAUUUAGGCAUUCAAUAUGUGUCGCAAAGUGUUGUAAGUUAUUCCUUCACAUGUUAUAAGAUUGUGCAACAAGACAUCUCGAGUUGUAGAUCUUAAAGGUUUUGACGCUUUUUAUUUCGAUUGAUGUACAUAUUGUUUGAGGUGUAGUAACAAUUACAGUUUCGAUUAAAACGCUACGA
Messenger RNA from Pocillopora verrucosa, 2120 nucleotides. Its product is annotated as QRFP-like peptide receptor. The record is from RefSeq and is a predicted model, not a curated record. Gene Ontology annotation, cellular component: plasma membrane. Gene Ontology annotation, molecular function: G protein-coupled receptor activity. Gene Ontology annotation, biological process: G protein-coupled receptor signaling pathway. Lineage: Eukaryota; Metazoa; Cnidaria; Anthozoa; Scleractinia; Pocilloporidae.